AUGGCUGGUGUCGUGCCCCAGGACCAUGGCGCCCGCCACCGCGGCGGCGACCACGAGGCCAAGGUGGGCGUCACGACCAAGAGCAGCCUCGACGGCCACAGCGGCAGCGGCGACCUGGCCUCGGCCGACCAGCUCCUCGAGUCGCUCGGAUACGCCCCGGAGAUGACGCGCAACCGGUCGACGCUGCAGGUGGCCUUCAUGUCGUUUGUGCUGGCCGCCAUCCCCUACGGACUCUCGACGACCAUGUACUACCCGCUGGCCGGCGGUGGGCCGGCCAAUGUCAUCUGGGGCUGGCUCGCCGUGUCGUGCAUCAUCCUGUGCGUGGCCGCGUCCCUGGGCGAGAUCACCAGCGUCUACCCGACCGCCGGCGGCGUCUACUACCAGACCUUUAUGCUCUCGCCGCCCCGGUGGAGGCGCGUGGCCAGCUGGGUCUGUGGCUGGCUGUACGUCGUCGGCAACGUGACCAUCACCCUCGCCGUCAACUUUGGCACCGCCCAGUUCCUGGUCGCCUGCAUCGGCGUGUUCGAGAACGCGGCCGGCGAGAGCGUCUUCCCCGGCGAGACGUACCAGGUCUUCCUCAUCUUCCUGGCCAUCACGCUGCUGUGCAACGCCGUCUCGGCCCUGGGCGACAAGUGGCUGCCGUGGCUCGACACUGCCGCCAUCUUCUGGACGUUUGCCGGCCUCGUCUCCAUCGUCGUCUGCAUCCUUGCCAUCGCAAAGAACGGCCGCCACUCGGCCGAGUACGUCUUCACCACCUUCGAGCCGCGCUCCGGCUGGGUGCCCGGCUGGUCCUUCUGUGUCGGUCUCCUGCAGGCCGCAUACACCACCUCUUCGACGGGCAUGAUCAUCUCCAUGUGCGAGGAGGUGCGGGCACCCGCCACCCAGGUCCCCAAGGCCAUGGUCUCGACCGUCGUGCUCAACACUUUUGCCGGCCUGUUGACCCUCAUCCCCCUGAUGUUUGUCAUCCCGAACAUCGACGACCUCGUGGCCCUCGCCUCGGGCCAGCCGGUCCCGUCCAUCAUCAAGUCCGCCAUCGGCUCCCCAGGUGGUUCCUUUGGCCUGCUCAUCCCCCUGAUUGUGCUCGCUCUCAACUGCGGCAUCGGCUGCACGACAGCCGCGUCCCGGUGCAUCUGGGCGUUCGCCAGGGACGGCGCCAUUCCCGGGUCCCAUCUGUGGAAGACGGUCGACAGGAAGCUGGGCGUGCCCUUCAACGCCAUGAUGCUGUCCAUGGUCGUCCAGAUCGUCCUCGGCCUCAUCUACUUUGGCUCGACCGCCGCCUUCAACGCCUUCUCCGGCGUUGGCGUCAUCUGCCUCACGACGAGUUACGCCAUGCCCAUCGCCGUCAGCCUCCUGAACAAGAGGGAGGCCGUCAAGGGUGCGAGCUUCCACCUUGGUGCCCUGGGCCAUGUCUGCAACUGCGUCGCGCUCGCCUGGUCACUUCUAGCCAUUCCGCUGUUCUGCAUGCCGACCACCGUGCCCGUCAUGGCUGCCACCAUGAACUAUGCGUCUGUCGUCUUCUUCACCUUCACCAUGAUCUCGACACUCUGGUACUUCGUCUGGGGCCACGCCAACUAUGCCGGACCACCAACGUAG
Messenger RNA from Diaporthe citri, 1593 nucleotides. RefSeq lists its product as uncharacterized. The transcript is spliced from 3 exons. Bases 1 to 1593 code for a protein of 530 amino acids. Gene Ontology annotation, biological process: transmembrane transport; amino acid transport. Gene Ontology annotation, molecular function: transmembrane transporter activity. NCBI's taxonomy places the organism in Eukaryota, Fungi, Ascomycota, Sordariomycetes, Diaporthales, Diaporthaceae. Gene Ontology annotation, cellular component: membrane. The record is from RefSeq and is a predicted model, not a curated record.